Phytophthora sojae is the source of this 8511-nucleotide messenger RNA. RefSeq names its product histidine kinase A bacterial sensor-like protein. Gene Ontology annotation, biological process: phosphorelay signal transduction system; protein autophosphorylation; regulation of DNA-templated transcription. The coding region runs from base 1 to 8511 and encodes 2836 amino acids. The record is from RefSeq and is a predicted model, not a curated record. The transcript has 3 exons. Gene Ontology annotation, molecular function: histidine phosphotransfer kinase activity; phosphorelay sensor kinase activity. Lineage: Eukaryota; Oomycota; Peronosporomycetes; Peronosporales; Peronosporaceae.
AUGGCGCCGUCCAAGGGGAAGCGCGGCCGCCGGCCGCCCGACGCCGCCGCAGUAGCAGCACCGCCACCAGCGCCGACCGACGCACCAAACGCCAAUGAGGACACAGACGCAGGCUCCGCUGCCUGGCCGCGCGUGCAGGAGCUCUUCCGCAUGCUGCACGACGCCAACGCGCCCGCCCUGGGCGUCCGCACCGACGGCCGCGUGGCGCUCUGGAACCCGCGCAUGGAGGAGAUCACGGGCUUCGAGGCCGGGCGCGUCAUCGGCCGUCCGCUGACUGACUUCGUGUACGGUAUGCAGCGCAAGCAGGAGGUCAUGGAGACUCUGGAGAACUGCAUCGAGCUCAAGCGGCCGGAGCUGGAGCUGCGCAUCCCGCUGAGAAACACCACGGGCCGCAACGCGCAGGUGCUGACCAAUAUGACGCCCUUGCUGGCUGAAGAUGGCGCGUGCGUGGGCGUCUACGGCGUGGGCCAGGACGUGACGGAGUGGGCCAUCCAGGAGAAGCAGUACGCUACGGUCAUGAUGCAGGCCAACGCGCCCAUCAUUGAGCUGGACAAGGAAGGGAACAUCACGGUCUGGAACUCCAAGACUGUGUCCAUGACGGGAUAUGCUAGUGUGGACAUGGUGGGUGAGCCCCUGCUGCCUGUAGUGGACGAGAGCUUCAGGAAAAUCGUGUCGGAGAAGAUCAACCAGGCUCUGACGGGCAUCGCAGGCGCAGAUUUCGAGCUGCCGCUGGUGACGGCCAGAGGAUCCAGAGUGGAGAUCGUGCUGUGCUUGACCCCGAGGUUCGACACGCUGGGGUCUGUGAUGGGCGUCGUGGCUAUUGGACAGGACGUCACGGAGAGAAACACCAAGGAGAUGGAGUACAGGAAACUGAUCGAGACGGCCAACGCGCCCAUUUUCGGCGUGGAUACCGAGGGCCGAGUGGUCAUUUUCAACUCGAAAGCUGCGCAGAUUAGUGAAUACUCGCCAGAUGAGGUCAUGGGCGUUGAUCUCGUCGACACGCUGAUUUCGGAGGAGUUUCGACCUGCAGUGGCUGCAGUCUUCCAGAGUGCGUUUCAGGGAACGGAGACGGCGAAUUUCGAGUUCCCGUUGGUUACCAAGACUGGAAGAAAGGUGGAAAUCCUGCUUAAUGCUACGCCGCGGUAUGAUCACACAGGGAAGCUUGUUGGCGUCGUGGGCAUCGGCCAGGAUAUAACGGAUCGUAUCAUCCAGGAGAAGGAGUACAGCCGGCUGAUUGACACUGCAAAUGCUCCCAUUUUUGGUGUCGAUUGCAAUUACGAGGUGAUUAUCUGGAACAAAAAGGCUGCUGCUAUCACGGAGUAUACAAACGAGGACGCGAUCGGACAGGAGUUGUUUAAAUUCAUAUCCGAGGACUACCGAGAUGCAGUUGCUAAAGUUUUGUCGAAAGCUUUAGAGGGGACAGGAACGGCAAACUUUGACUUCCCUUUGAUCACUAAAAGUGGACGCCGACUGGAUAUUUUGCUGAACGCGACGCCCAAGUACGAUCACUUUGGCAACGUUUGCGGGGCUGUUGGAAUUGGUCAGGAUAUUACUGACAGGCGCGCCCAAGAGCAGGAGUACACACGUCUUAUUGACACUGCUAAUGCUCCAAUCUUUGGUGUCGAUGGAAAUGGCUGUGUGAAUAUCUGGAACCGCAAAGCUGCUGAGACGACACAGUACCCGAAUGAAGAAGUGCUUGGAGUAAAUUUGGUCGAAAACUUCAUCCCUGAGGACUUUCGGGAGGCGGUCUGGACGGUGUUGUCUCAAGCACUAGAGGGACAGGAGACCGCAAACUUUGAAUUCCCACUGAUCACAAAGGAUGGCCGCCGCCUCGAGAUCUUGCUAAAUGCCACACCGCGCUACAACGAAAAGGGUGUCGUCAUUGGUGUUGUAGGUAUUGGGCAAGACAUCACAAUUCGAAUGGCACAGGAAAAGGGAACCAACCGGUUGAUUCACGCGGCAAAUGCACCGAUCUUUGGCGUUGAUCGUGAUGGCUUGGUGAAUAUUUGGAAUCUCAAGGCUGCUGAGAUCACUCAAUAUUCAGCGGAAGAGGUGAUGGGUAAAGAUCUGGUCAACCGCUUCGUUGCAGAGGAGCAUCGAGCUACACUGGGCCAAAUUUUUGGAGUUGUGGGCAUCGGACAAGAUAUCACGGAACGAAUUGCGCAGGAGCAAGAGCUUAUCCGAUUGAUCGACACUGCUAACGCCCCUAUCUUCGGAGUAGACUCUAAAGGCCGUGUGAACAUCUGGAACAAAAAGGCUGCGGAGAUUAUGCAAUAUCCGGCCGAUGCUGUUAUGGGUGAGCACCUUGUGGAAAAAUUUAUCACGAAGGACUACCAGGAGGCGGUGAGCUAUGUGCUUUCUGAAGCUCUAAGCGGUGUUGAAACGGCAAACUUUGAGUUUCCGUUGAUCACCAAAACAGGUCGACGCGUAGAGAUACUGCUUAAUGCGACGCCUCGGUACAAUGAGCACGGCGCAGUUAUUGGCAUGGUGGGUAUCGGACAGGAUAUUACGGACCGUAUCGCACAAGAGCAGGAGUACAUGCGUCUGAUUGAUACUGCGAAUGCUCCGAUCUUCGGUGUCGAUUCUGACGGUUGUGUGAACAUCUGGAACCGAAAGGCAGCCAAUAUCAUGCAGUAUACGAACGAGGAUGUUCUGGGUAAAGACUUGGUUGCAGAAUUUAUUUCGGAGGAGUACAAAGUUCCCGUGCGUAGUGUCUUGGAGAAGGCGUUUGAGGGCGUCGAGACUGCGAAUUUUGAGUUCCCAUUGAUCACGAAAUCUGGCCGGCGAGUAGAGAUUCUGUUGAACGCUACCCCACGGUAUAACGAGCAAGGCGAAGUAAUGGGAAUGGUAGGAAUCGGCCAGGACAUCACGGAUCGGAUUGCGCAAGAAAAGGAGUACAUGCGCCUCAUCGAUACUGCAAACGCUCCAAUUUUUGGCGUCGACUCGAAUGGUUUAGUCAACAUUUGGAAUCGGAAGGCUGCCGACAUCAUGCAGUACACUACCGAAGAUGUCCUUGGGAAGGACUUGGUUGCAGAAUUCAUUUCCGAAGAAUAUAAGGUUCCAGUGCGAAGCGUCCUGGAAAAGGCUUUUGAAGGUGUGGAGACUGCCAACUUCGAGUUUCCAUUGAUCACCAAGGCCGGACGGCGAGUAGAGAUCUUGUUGAAUGCUACUCCACGGUACAAUGAGCAAGGAGAAGUGAUGGGAAUGGUGGGCAUUGGCCAGGACAUUACGGAUCGUAUUGCGCAGGAGCAAGAAUAUAGCCGAUUGAUUGAUACGGCUAAUGCUCCAAUCUUCGGCGUCGACGCCAACAUGUGCGUGAACAUUCUGAACAAGAAGGCAGCGCAAAUUAUGAACUAUGCAGCUGAGGAGGUUCUUGGUGAGAAAUAUGUGGAAAAGUUCAUCGCGCCGGAGUAUCAAGCUAUCGUGUACGACAUUAUGUCCAAAGCGUUGCAUGGAGAUGAAACAGCUAGUUUUGAAGUUCCAGUGAUAACCAAGACUGGACGGAAGCUGAACAUUUUACUGAAUGCGACGGCUCGCUUCAAUCAGCACGGGCGUAUUGUUGGCGUCGUGGGUAUUGGCCAGGAUAUCACUGAUCGCAUUGCUCAGGAGGAGGAAUAUGCGAGGCUUAUUGACUCGGCUAAUGCCCCGAUUUUUGGUGUUGACGCGAAUGGCCUCGUCAAUAUCUGGAACAAAAAGGCUGCUGAGAUCACGCAAUACACGCCGACUGAUGUGAUGGGCGAGAACCUGGUGGAGAAGUUUAUCACGGAGGACUACCGCGAAGCGGUCGGUCUUGUCUUGUCCAAGGCACUUGAAGGAGUUGAGACAGCAAACUUUGAGUUCCCGCUGAUGACGAAGUCUGGCCGACGAGUGGAGAUUUUGUUGAACGCUACACCCAGGAAUAACGAACAUGGGGAAGUGAUCGGCAUGGUUGGUAUUGGUCAAGACAUCACCGAUCGGAUUGCACAAGAAAAGGAAUACAUGCGCCUGAUUGAUACGGCGAAUGCCCCCAUUUUUGGUGUUGAUUCCAAUGGCCUAGUGAACAUUUGGAACCGGAGGGCAGCUGAUAUCAUGCAGUACACUACCGAGGAUGUUCUUGGGGAGGAUCUCGUCGCGAAGUUUAUAUCGGAAGAGUAUCGUGUCCCGGUUCGUUGUGUCCUUGAAAAGGCUUUCGAAGGCGUAGAGACAGCCAACUUCGAGUUCCCGUUGAUUACAAAAGCUGGCCGGCGAGUGGAAAUUCUGCUUAAUGCUACGCCUCGCUACAAUGAGCAGGGUGAAGUGAUGGGUAUGGUUGUUGGAAUUGGCCAGGAUAUCACUGAUCGCAUCGCGCAAGAGCAGGAGUACGCUAGACUGAUCGACUCGGCUAAUGCCCCGAUUUUUGGUGUUGACGCGAAUGGCCUCGUCAAUAUCUGGAACAAGAAGGCUGCUGAGAUCACGCAGUACACACCGACUGAUGUGAUGGGCGAGAACCUGGUGGAGAAGUUUAUCACGGAGGACUACCGCGAAGCGGUCGGUCUUGUCUUGUCCAAGGCACUUGAAGGAGUUGAGACAGCAAACUUUGAGUUCCCGCUGAUGACAAAGGCUGGAAGGCGUGUAGAGAUUUUGCUAAACGCUACGUCUCGUUUCAACGAACAUGGGGAAGUGAUCGGCAUGGUUGGUAUUGGACAGGAUAUUACGGAUCGUAUCGCCCAAGAGCAGGAGUACAGCCGUUUAAUUGAUACGGCGAAUGCCCCGAUUUUCGGUGUUGAUUCAAGCGGGCGUGUGAAUAUCUGGAACCGAAAGGCUGCCGAUAUCAUGCAGUACACGAAUGAGGAUGUGCUUGGCAAGGACCUGGUUGCUGAAUUCAUUUCGAAGGAAUACAAGGUGCCCGUGCGCAGUGUGCUCGAGAAGGCAUUCGAAGGUGUGGAGACCGCGAACUUCGAGUUUCCGUUGAUCACGAAGGCUGGUCGACGCGUGGAGAUUCUGUUAAAUGCCACGCCUCGAUACAAUGAACACGGUGAAGUAAAGGGCAUGGUGGGCAUUGGUCAGGAUAUCACGGAGCGCAUUGCUCAGGAGCAGGAGUACAGUCGCCUGAUUGACACAGCCAACGCUCCCAUUUUUGGCGUUGAUGCCAAUAUGUGUGUCAAUAUCUGGAACAGGAAGGCAGCACAGAUCACAAAUUACGCUAUCGACGAAGUUAUGGGUGAAAACCUAGUCGAGACCUUUAUUUCGCCAGAGUUCCGACCAAUUGUGGCUGAAGUGCUGUCUCAAGCUCUGAGAGGCGUCGAAACCGCAAAUUUUGAAUUCCCUCUUAUUACGCGCCCCGGUACAAGAAUCGAGAUUUUACUUAACGCGACGCCUCGAUACGAUUCUAAUGGUAGCAUCGUUGGCGUUGUCGGCAUCGGUCAAGACAUCACCGAUCGUAUCGCCCAGGAACAUGAAUACUUCCGACUGAUUGAUACGGCGAACGCCCCGAUUUUUGGCAUUGACACCAAUGGUUGCAUUAACGAGUGGAACCAGAAGAUCGAGGAGAUCACUGGCUACCACAAGUCAACUGUGCUGGGUCUUUCGCUAGUCCAUACUUUCAUUAUUCCGGAAAGCAGACAGCAAGUGCGACAGUUGCUGAACCAGGCGUUGAUUGGUAUUGACGUUGGCGAGAUGGAGCUUCCCAUGACGACGAAGCGUGGCGUGUUCCUGCUGCUACUUGUGAACGCUUCAAGUAAGAAGGAUAUGCAUGGAAAUAUUCGUGGUGUGAUUGGUGUUGGACAAGAUUACACUGCAAGGAAGCACAUGGAAGCUGCCAAGGUGAACUUCUUGGCCUCCUUUAGCCAUGAGUUGAGAACCCCGUUGAACGGCGUGCUCGGAAUGCUGGAGUUACUGAAGGAACAGCCCCUCGAUAAGGCUCCUGAGAGAUACGUUCACAUGGCAUAUGUAUCAGGCUCGCUACUGCUCAAUCUGAUCAAUGACAUUCUGGACUUGUCGAAGAUCGAGGCUGGGCAUCUUGAAAUUUCGGCUGCUCCCUUCCAGAUGCAUGAACUAUUGGACUAUUCGAUUGAGAUUUUCAAGUUCAAGGCCCGGGAGCGUGGACUCAAGCUAGAACUGAAGUGUGAUGACAACGUGCCGAAGGUUGCAAUUGGCGAUGUCGUGCGUCUGCGUCAAGUUCUGUUGAAUCUGCUGUCAAACGCGAUCAAGUUCACCAAUGAAGGCUCUAUUACGGUCACAUGUAGUGUCGUUUACACGCCAGAGCUCCCGAAGGCAUUCAAGAAGUUGUUAUUCCAAGUCAUCGAUACCGGCAUCGGUAUGGACGCGGAAGAGAAGAUGCGUCUCUUUUCCUUAUUUACGAAGCUUGAGCGCACUCGUCAAAACAAUCCGACUGGAUCGGGUUUGGGACUUGCAAUUUGCAAGCAGCUUGCUGAGCUGAUGGAUGGCCAAAUUGGUGUCGACAGUGAGCUGGACGUGGGCAGCAACUUCUACUUCACAGUUGUUGUCCGUCUGCUUGACGAUAUUGACGCUAAGGGGCUAUUCUAUGCUGCGAACGAACUACUCACGGAUGCUGGCGUUGCACCCCCUAACAUGGAUACAUCGAACGUAAACUCAAGCGAUAGCACUGCAAGCGCAGCUGCUGCAAAUGCUGCUAACACGGCAAAGGUUGUGAUUCCGCGGCAGGCAAGGAUAUUGGUGGCAGAGGACAACGAGUUUAACUGGGAAGUGGUGAAGUGCUUUCUUCAGGAGGCAGACCAUCUCCUCCAAUGGGAAGUGAAUGGUCGAGAUGCUGUGAAGGCUUAUACAGAGAACCAUACCAAGUUUGAUCUCGUCUUCAUGGACUGUGAAAUGCCCGUAAUGGACGGAUAUACAGCGACGAAAGCAAUUCGUCAGUUUGAACGCGAAAACGAUCUACCCCGUAUUCCUGUUCUUGGCUUGACUGCAUAUGCCAUGAGCGGCGAUCGCCAAAAGUGCCUGGGGUCAGGUAUGGACGAGUUUAUGGUGAAGCCGAUCUCGAAGAAUAGUUUGUUGAAGGCUAUUCGACAAUGGAUGCGCGUUCGUUAUCUCGGCCCUAAGACGGCCUCGACCUCCUCUGUCGCUGGAUCGGAUGAUUUUCCUCCUGCAAGUUCUGAGGCAGUACCUACUUCUGCCGCUCCUGCCGCUCCACCAAUGGGAUCCGUUUCAUCGCCAGCUUCAUCAAGAUCUCGCGCGGGUGUGGAGCUUGAUGGUGUACCGACUGCAUACCCGAGUACAUCACCAACCCCGCGGCCAUCGCUGGACAGUGAUGCUGACGAUGCGGACCUCUACAGCGGGCAGGACGAAUCGGGUUCCAGACUUGCUCCGGCCUCACGCCACAUGCAGCAGCUUGAUCUCGCGCGAGCGAUUUCGAACUUGGAGUUGGAUGACCCCAUGGCAAUUAGGCGCCAGAUUGGUCCUACUGUACGCACCGCCGUGCCAACAACAUCAAUCUUCAGCCUGGGAUCUUCAGUUGGAAACAGUACCCGCUCUAGUGGCCUCUUGACACUCCAGCGGGAUACUGGUGGUGCUGUUGUUGACAUUCCAGACUGGAAGCAGAUUAACAAAACCUCUGCGACCUUGCCGAACAUGAAGGACAAGCCACUGGAAGGUACCGAGACAUCUGAUCACGUGUCAUCGCAUAGCAAUCCAACUUUGUGGAGCCACCCGCCCUUCAUGGGCAACAAGAAGGACAAAAAGGAUUCGGCCCCAACUUCCGCAACUUCUCAGCAACCUCUAUCGCCGAACUCUGUUUCCGAGGCACAGAGUGCCCGAACUAGAGCAGUAACUGAAGGUGGCCGAGAUGACAACACACCUUUGAGUUUGCAACGGUAUGAAUCGGACAAGAGCUCGGACGAUCAAGCAUCGGGAGACCCGAUUGCAGCUAUGCUUGAGCGUUUGAAUAUCAGUAGCCCGGCCGCUAGAGGCGGCGUCAGAGGACCACCCAGUGUCGAUCAUGCGAGCGCUACCACCGAGAGUGAUGCUGCGAUGCGCGUAACGAUGGACCCGGCGAGCAUUGCCAUUCCUGAGGGUGACCCCGUCGACUAUUCGUUGGGUGUACAGCAGUGUGGUGGCCACGAAGAACUCUUCAUGAGCUUACUCGAAAAGUUCACAGUGAGCUGUGAAGCUAUUAUGUCGCGCAUUUUGGCAGCGUACGGGCAAGGUGAUAUCGCGGUGACUCGACGAGAGUCACAUUCGCUGAAGGGUUCAUCGGCGUAUGUUGCUGCGAUGCGUGUAUCUAAGGCCGCAUUCCGCGUACAAGUUGCAUGCGAGCAGCUGCAACAGGGUCAGGCAGAAAUUGGCACCGAUCGGCAGCCGGCAGCGCUUGCCGACGCGGCAGCCAUGAUCUCACUGAAGAAGUCGCUGGAUGACUCUGUGGCUCUGUUGAAAAAGGAGCACAGACAUUUACGCGGAUACCUUCGUCGUAACUUCGAGUUCCGCGGCCUGUCCAGGAGCGGAAGUGGGGUGCAAGCAGCGGCCUUGCGUUCUUCUAGCAGCUCGGUUCAGGAUCGCAAUGGACCCUGUGGAAUCAUGUAA